AUGUCCGCGACGGACUGGUACGCGCACAAGUCGCUCGAAAACGGCAUGUAUUGGAUCCAGGAGCGUUUCUACGAAUCGGGGAACAGAGCUAACAUCUGGCUGAUUCGCGGAUCUCACCAGGACGUGCUGAUCGACGCCGGACUCGGCCUGCGCAGUCUGCCCGAGUACAUCAACGCUAAAGGCCUGCUGGGAGACGACGCCAAGAGGAAAAACCCGCUGCUGGCGAUCGGGACGCAUGUGCACUUUGACCACUCGGGCGGCCUGCACCAGUUCCAACAGGUGGGCGUGCACGAGGCCGAGGUCGAUGCCCUGGCCAAUGGAGACAACUUCGAGACGGUGACAUGGCUGUCUGACAGGGAGGUGGUGGAGAACCCGUCCCCGGGCUGGACGGCCAGGCAGUACAGAGUGAAAGCAGUGCAGCCGACCCACAUCCUACAGGAAGGUGAUGUCAUCAACCUUGGGGACCGGCAGCUGACGGUGCUCCACAUGCCAGGCCACUCCAGAGGCAGCAUCUGCCUCCAUGACAAGGACAACAAGAUACUGUUCAGUGGAGACGUGGUGUAUGACGGCUCCAUGAUCGACUGGCUGCCCUACAGCGCCGUCGGCGACUAUGUGCGUAGCUGCCAGAGGCUGGUAGAGAUGGUGGACAAAGAGGAAGUGGAGCAAGUCAUGCCUGGCCACUAUAACGCCUUCGGGGCCAAGAGGCUCCACCGUUUGGCCUCCACCUACAUUUCCAGCGCGGGAAUGUGUCACAGGUUGACUACCUGUGCAGUGAAGUCUGUAGCCAGCCUGGCACUUCGGGCUUCCAACUCCUGCUGUGCCUGUUCCUAGUUAUUAGAACUAUAUGCUACGAUAUACAGCACAAAUCCAGCACUGAGCAAUAAGGAUCAUCUGUAUUCAGAGGUGUAAGCGUGGAGGUAGUGUUUUUUGGAUACUCAACUGAUUGGAAUUAAAAAUGCAAAGUAAUAAUAAUAAUAAGGCAUAGGAACAGAUUGUUAUUUCCAGGCAUAGUUAUUGUUCAAUCCAUCAGAUUAUAAUUUAAUACUCAGACAAUUAAGGCCAAGUCCAGAGUUAAGCUCGCAUGUAUCCAGGGCAGAAUGGCUUUUGUACACCCCUUUAGAAAUUUCCCAUACUGCCAGAUCACUAGAGGCACAACUCUGCAGUUACAAUGCCCCUUGUGUUUAAAGUGUCAGCAGGAUGACAUACUGGUAGUGAGUGUUAACAGUAACAUUUAUAUUAACCAAGAUCUGUCCUCUGUUAGGUUAAAAUGAAGCAUUAUUUCUUAACUGCAUUAUGAAACUAUGUUCUAAGAGCUCUAUACAACAUGUAGCAUAGACUAUAACCCAUGGUAUUAUACUUUUGGUAUUAUUGUGAUGCAUUUGAUUGCUCUAUAUUUAAUAACUGACUGUUGUUUUAGCCAAUUUAAGCAGUAUCAUUUUACCACAAUUUAUGCACACACUAAAGCAUAAAACCUUCCAUAUCAACAUUACUUACACACUUUAGUUACAUUUUUGUAACACUGGAGACCCUUUCCUUAAAUGUUAAAUCAACAUCUCACUGUAAACUUCAUAUCAACAAUUACACACAUUUUUGUUUGCACAUCCACCAUAAAAGUUUGUGUAGAAGAUUUAUCACAAAUAACUACAAGUGUCAGGGUUUUUUUUUUUAUUAUAUGGUGGUUUUUAAAUUUAAGAAAUCAGUAGCUUUUAACAUUCAAAUAUUUAUAUAUCUUUUUUACUACUACUGUACAUGAUUGGUGGCCAGACAGUUCUUUCAUAUAAUUUGUGUGCAGUGAACAAAAUUUAAGCCCUUAAUCUGCUUUGCAAGUGGGACGGACUUUAUCUCUGGAGCGCUCUAAAUCAAACACUGUCUGAAAAUUCUGCUUGUCAAGGUUACCUGGUUCGAUAAUCUUGUCCAAAUUGACUGCAGACAUACCAAUACAUUUAAGUAAUAUCGCCUAAGCAAGAGUGCGGUUUUACUGAAUAUCGACUGGCUGUGAUCAGCACAGCCGUGCUGAUAUUCAGUAUAACCACUUGACUGCGAGUGCGAUAUUGUUUGUAUACAACAGUUCUAUAAACAGGAAAUUAAUAUCAUGUAACUGACAUUUCAGACAGAAUAUGGCCAAAUGUUUAGUGUACUUUUGGUCUGUUAGCGGAAAUAGAUCCUGAAGACGUGACACUCAUUUUAUAGCACGUCGGCUAGGUCGCUAGCUAGCUCACAAUGAUUUGUACGUUUCCGUUAAAGGUGCUCCCGGUGCAAUUGGCUUCCCUUCUUCCUUUUCAUCUUCAUCUGGCAUUUUAAGUCAAAAGUUACAGUAUAUUCAUGAAAAAUUUAUCCUUUGCCAUGUCUGCUGAUGAUGUCACUAACACACUACUGUAGUAACCAUUUCGAACUAGGAAGUGGACAUUUAUGUAGCGAACACAAACAAGCGGAGUGAUGCGCACAAUGAAAUGUCCCAGUGCAUUUAACUAACUAUAAGCACUUUUGGAACGCUGUUUGACCAAUCAAAUUGAUGGACCGAAGCUAACUGUUGUAUAAUUAUGUGUAUAUGGAUAUCACAGUGAAGCGUACCGUAUAAUAGUUUUUGUGACAUGUUACACUUGAUGAUGUGGCUACAAGAUCACACUUCAGUGACUUCAUAUAUGCAGAAACAACUGAAAACCUCCAGCAAGCUCAGUGGUUGGUGACACAGUUCACACUGCAAUAUAGCUUAUAACUAAAGAAUUAAUUCAAGUUUUUCUUCAAUCGAACUCAACAUCUACUUCACUUCAUAGCUGAAACUGGGUGAACAAAAAGUCUUUGCAUUUUGAAUUUGAGCCUCAUAUUCAUCUUUAAUCCAGUACGGUUGAGUAUUCCACAAUUUCACAGAUCCAGGACAUGUAGACUACACCAGGUGUACACCAUCAAAUAAUAUGGAAGGAUAAUCCAGAAAGUGUUGCAAAAGUGUUGAGUAUUUGAAAAUGUACAGCAGAAAAUGUCUUUGAACUUAAGUGUGAAUUGACAGAUGUUAAAAAAAAAAAAAAAGAAGAAGAAGAUGAAAAAAGAUGUAGCUUAAUAUUAACACAUUUUAUUUACCGAACGAGUCCUGCCGGGGCCAUGUGUGUGUGGAGUUUGCAUGUUCUCCCCGUGCUGCGGGGGUUUCCUCUGGGUACUCCGGUUUCCUCCCCCAGUCCAAAGACAUGCAUGGUAGACUGAUUGGCGUGUCUAAAGUGUCCGUAGUGUAUGAAUGGGUGUGUGAGUGUGUAUGUGAUUGUGCCCUGCGAUGGACUGGCACCCUGUCCAGGGUGUACCCCGCCUUGUGCCCGAUGCUUCCUGGGAUAGGCUCCAGGUUCCCCGUGACCCUGAAAAGGAGUAAGCAGUAGAAGAUGGAUGGAUGAAUGGAUUUACCAAAUGAAUGUAUUUCUGUUAAAGCAUGCUCUGAGCGAGAGUAUAGUGUAUAUUGUAAUUUAAAUGAUAAUGUGUGCAGAAUUGAAAGCUUGUUGGCUUGAAGAUGUGAACAGAGUAACCAGAUACAGCGUAUCACUUGACAGGGUGACAAUCUUAAAUCACUAGUUCCGAACCCAGUUAAUAAGGACGUUCCUUGUAAAUAGUAGAUGUUAGGGAAUUAAACAGGGUAGCAUUGCUAAGUACAGUGUGCAGAUCGUUGUGUUCGUUUUGCGUGCCAAAGCAAACUUUGCAUGUGUCACUUACAAAUCCCAGACACUAAAAGUUCAAUUGAAUCUCCAGUCAGAAAUUUGGUGAUGAAUAAUGAAUGUUAUAAUAUUGUUUGAGUUCUUAAAUGUGAUUAAUUAAUGUUGAGUUGGACUGUUAUGUUGAUAUCGUACAUUCGAUAAUACUUUAGUACUUUCAUUUUUUUUUCACUUUCCACCAAUGCAUGGUAUUCAUAUGUUUAGCAAUGCAGAAACUGCACAGUACUUUUCUUCUGCAAGCACAAACUUUUUUCAGUAACACUGUCUACACCUAUGAUGAUCUGUACAUGCAUUCAUAACAUUAUAUAUAGUCUGCUCUGAAACUAUUGAACAGAAAGGCCAAUUCAAUUGUUUGUGCUAUACACCAAAGACUUUUGGGUUUGAGAUCAGAAGAUGGAUAUGAGAUGAGAGUAUUUACAUCUAGAUGUGUUAAACAACAUGAAAACAUAGAACAGUUUGUAUCAGACCACGGGACUUUUUGGCGAGCAAAACUAUAGGAACAGAUAAGUCUUGAAGUAAAUUAAAGUUAAUAACACUUAAUAUUUGGUUGCAUAUCCCUUGCUUUCAUUAACUGCAUCAAGCCUGUGACUCAGUGAUAUCACCGAAUUGUUGGUUUCUUCUUUCGUGAUGCUUUUCCAGGCUUUUACUGCAACCUCUUUCAGUUGUUGCUUGUUUUUUGGGUUUUCUCCCUUCAGGUGAAAUACAUCCUCGGUUGGGUUAAGAUCUGGUAAUUGAUUUAGCCAGUCUAAAACCUUCAACUUACUUUUCCCCCUUGAUGACCUUUGUUGAGUUGUACUGGCUAUGCUCAGUGUUUACUCAGUGGCUCUGACUGAUUUUCCCGCUUUUCUUGGCUUCAAAAUGGCUUGCUUUUCUCCCACAGACAGCUCUUUGAUCUUCAUGUUGGUUUAUCCUUUUUUAAACAACAAAUGCAGUCUUCACAGGUGAAACUGCAGCCUUAAACCAAAAGUAGAUGUUCGGAGCUAUUUAUUGUUUAAACAAUCAAUCUAACAUGACACACCUGAGCAACAAAAAACACCUAUCAGUCACAUGUUCCAAUAUUUGUGCUCACCUACACACUGGGUAGUCUGAUACAAAAUGUGCUAUGUUUUAUGUUGUUUAACACAUCUACAUACAAAUACCAGGAAAUAAAAGCUGGAAUUCUAAACGCUUUUCUCAUAUUCAUCUUUUGAUGUCAAACCCAAAUGUCUUCAGUCUACAACACAAAACAAAUGAACUGGUGUUGCUGUUCCAAUAGUUUUGGAGGGGACUGUACUUGUAAUAUAAGGUGUUGUACACCUUAAGUGCAAAAAAGUGCAUUGCACAUUAGAGUAAUGCCUAUUAUGCAUUAUGAAUAAGUAGUGUGCAUAACACAUCAGGGGUGUCAACGAAACCCAGCUUGAAUACUGUAUUGUCUUUCUUUUCUUUUCUUUCUCUCGUUUUUCCUAUUUUUUUCUAAAUUUUUUUUUACAUUUAUUGUUACUGAUGCUUAUAACAUUUAUAAUGAUGUAUAAAUUUAUGAGCUAAAUUGAGUAAAGUGAGACAUAUUUAAAAAAAAAUAAUUAAAAUUUUUAAUGCAUUAUGUAUCAAUUCAUCAUGUGUAAUGAACAUUGCUAUAAAGUGUAAUGCACUUUCAUAAAUAAUUAUAACUGUAAAAUGCCGUAUGAAUGCAUUAUAACGUUAUGAACAUAUUCAUAGUUGAUUAUAUAAUUUCUGUCAUAUAAUUUUAUCAUUUGGAGAGCCUUUGUAGCAAGUGUUACUCUUCUUCUUCUUCUUUUUUUUUUUUUUAAUUUGUUUGCACUGUUUCUUUUGGAAAAAAGUCAGAUAGUGUGUGAGUGCUGGUGAACCAGGCUUACUCAUUUACCAUGCAAAUACCUUAUUGACCUCUUUUACAAACAGAAAGUGAACACGCAUCCAGUUUAGCGCCUUGUUUUUGAAGGAUAAAGAGUGAUGAUGAUGUUUGUGAUGAAUUUUUUCUGGCUCUGGUUUAAAACAUUACAGAUCUUUUGUAUGGACAUGGACGGGUAUAUGCCAUGCCAUAUUGAGAUUGAGCGUCAUGCAUUUAUGCCUCUUCUUCAUGUUGUAUUAUACCUCAGAGUAACAUAUUACAAGGCAUAAUCCUAAGAAUGUGUGGAAUUUGCAUUGCCAGAUAUGCAUAUGAGUAACUGAUGUGUGUAGUGUUAAUGUGUGGUGUUGAUGUUAAUGCUGCUGUAAGCUUGUAUAUUUGGAUUGUGUUCCUGCUCAGGAAUCCUAUAUAAAAUCUGGCGUUUCGAGCAGAGCCAUACAGUAACAACACUAUAUUUAGUGCCUCUCUGAGUGUUAACACACUGAUGAUACCUCACACUGCUGUAGCUGCAGCUGGUGAAAUAUGCAGGCACCUGUUUAAAAAUGUACAAUAUACUGGCUUUCUAUUCUGAA
This is a messenger RNA of Ictalurus punctatus (channel catfish), 6104 nucleotides long. RefSeq names its product metallo-beta-lactamase domain containing 2 (gene mblac2). The record is from RefSeq and is a predicted model, not a curated record. The transcript is spliced from 2 exons. Lineage: Eukaryota; Metazoa; Chordata; Actinopteri; Siluriformes; Ictaluridae. The coding region runs from base 1 to 831 and encodes 276 amino acids.